AUGACUGCUUCGACCACUGAAGCCCUCAAGGCGCGCUUCCCCGAUAUCCCGUAUGUGCGCCUCCCGCGUCCAGAGCACCACCCUCUUUGGCAUUACCCCGGCUUUGCCCCCGGCGAACGCAAUGUGCUCCCUGCCGGCCACCGCAAGGAGCCUGGCCUGCGCGCCUUUGCCGUUGACACGGUCUUUGAGCGCGACCUCGCGGUGCCGAUGCGCGACGGUGUGACGCUGUACACGGACGUGUUUCGCCCGCUGUCGUCGGAUCCCUCCCUGACCGCCAUCAAAGUUCCUGCCAUCCUGGCCUGGUCGCCUUACAGCAAGGGUGGCAGCCCGUUCCAGUACCAUGUUGUCGCGCCCAACAACUCGGGCGUUCCUCGCGACGCGUUGAGCGGGUACCACGCAUGGGAAGCGCCCGACCCCGCCAACUGGGCCGACCGCGGAUACGCCGUCGUGAACAUUGACGCACGCGGGUCGGCCUACUCUGGCGGCGACAUUGCGUACUGGGGUCAGCAGGAGGCCGAGGACAUCUACGACACGGUGACCUGGCUAGCGGCGCAGCCGUGGUGCAAUGGCUCGGUUGUCAUGGCCGGAAACUCGUGGCUCGCAAUCUGUCAGCUCCACUUUGCGUCGCGCUUCCAACACCCGGCACUCAAGGCCAUUGCGCCCUGGGAGGGCGCGGCGGACAUAUAUGAUGACAUGUAUCUGCGCGGCGGCAUCCCACACUUGUUGGAUUUUACGGAGGCUAUCGGCCAGUCAUUUGCUGGACACGGCUCUGCGGAGGACAUCCACAACGCCCGCGCCAACCAUCCUCUGCGCGACGACUACUGGGAGACCAAGCGGGCGCGCCUCGAGAACAUUGACGUUCCCAUGUACGUCGUUGCGUCGUACUCGUCUACUCUUCACACCCACGGCUCGUUCGCGGCGUUUGAAAAGGCCAAGACGGCCAACAAGUGGCUGCGUGUGCACCCGUAUCAAGAGUGGUACGACCAGUUCUGCCCAGAGAAUGUGAACGAUCUGCAGCGCUUUUACGACCGGUACGCUAAGGGAGUACAGAAUGGGUGGGAGACGGACACGCCGCGCGUGCGCCUCAGUAUGUUGGGUUUCGACGGUAGCCCCGAGCCGACAGUCAUUGAGCGCCCGGAGCAGACGUACCCUGUCGAACGGACCAUGCGCGUGACCUACUUCCUGGACGCGGCGGCCGGGAGCCUCUCUGCGUCUGCGCCUACGGCCCACGCGCAGAUCGCCCACGAGGGGCACAGCCUGACGGCAACCUCGGACUUUGUGCUGCACUUCGACCGCCGCACUGAGGUAGCAGGCUACGCCAAGGUCAAACUCUACAUGAGCUGCGACGAGCACGACGACAUGGACGUCGUUGUCCAGCUGCGCAAGGUCAGCAAGCAGGGCACGCUUCUCAAACACAAUAAUUUCCCUGUCACGGAGCCAAUCGAGCUCGAGACGAGCGUCACGACGACUCUCGGUGCCCAGGGCCAGCUACGCGCCUCGCACGCAGUGUCGCGCGAUGACACUCUCUCCACCGACCCCAACGUGGUCGUGUACAAACAUGACAAGCGAGAGCCAGUCCCGCGCAGCACCAUCGUCCCACUGGAAAUCACGCCCUGGCCCAUGGGCAUGGUGUUUGGGCCUGGCGAGGGCAUCAUGCUUCGCGUCAGCGGGCACCACAUGGGCCAGACCGAUCUGCCCCAUCUCCCGCCCCCCACGACCCCCCAGGACGCCAACGUCGGCGUGCACACGGUGCACACUGGCGGCAAGUACGCGUCGUGCCUCGUGCUUCCUAUCCUGCCGGAGUAG
Molecule: messenger RNA, 1806 nt
Organism: Apiotrichum porosum
Lineage: Eukaryota; Fungi; Basidiomycota; Tremellomycetes; Trichosporonales; Trichosporonaceae
Exons: 5
Coding region: 1-1806 (601 amino acids)
Molecular function (GO): dipeptidyl-peptidase activity
Source: RefSeq, a predicted model, not a curated record